Messenger RNA from Anneissia japonica, 622 nucleotides. RefSeq lists its product as uncharacterized. Bases 1 to 531 code for a protein of 176 amino acids. NCBI's taxonomy places the organism in Eukaryota, Metazoa, Echinodermata, Crinoidea, Comatulida, Comatulidae. The transcript is spliced from 2 exons. The record is from RefSeq and is a predicted model, not a curated record.
AUGGUAUCUUAUGAAAAAUAUUUCGUCUUUGCAGAAGCUACAUAUGCAUAUAAAAACCAAAAGCCUAUUAUACAACUCAUUGUCGAAUCAAACUAUGUAGAGGAUGGUUGGUUGGGCGACCUCAUCGGCACUUUAAAGUACUUCAAACUCACUUGUGAAUCCUCCGUUGGAAAUGAAUUUCGAAAUAUCCAGAAGGAAAUCGGAAAUAGAGCACUUUCAGAAGAUAUUGUUAUUCCUGUAUCUGAAACACAUGUUUUUUCGGGGAAGAAUGUGCCAAGCGAUGACGUGGACGGCCGGCACACAAGUGUAAUUAAUUGGACUACAGACGACGUUGAAAAGUGGUUAAAAGACAACCUCAUGUCAGACUACAACAGUUGUAUGAAAGAUGUGAACGGAGAAAUUCUUUUGCAAAUGGUGAAAUUUUCAAAGAAAGCCCCUGAAUUCUUCUAUUCACAAUUGAAAUUGGACUUCGGGAUGAGUCUAGUUCAGAUAUUAAAAUUUGCAAACGCUCUUGAAAAAUUGAACAUCUGAAUUGUAUUAAGGCAUUGAGUGGGCUUAUCAAUAAUGUAAAUAGUAAUUGUAAUUGUAAUGUGUAACAAUGAUUAAUUAGUAUUGAUAGUAA